Molecule: messenger RNA, 3616 nt
Organism: Mercurialis annua (annual mercury)
Lineage: Eukaryota; Viridiplantae; Streptophyta; Magnoliopsida; Malpighiales; Euphorbiaceae
Product: serine/threonine-protein kinase BRI1-like 2
Exons: 1
Coding region: 53-3466 (1137 amino acids)
Biological process (GO): protein phosphorylation
Molecular function (GO): protein binding; protein kinase activity; ATP binding
Source: RefSeq, a predicted model, not a curated record
UCACUCUCUAUUGCUUCUCUCUCAUUUCUUUGUGUUCUUGAAAUCUUUUUCAAUGGGGAAGAACAACCCACUGCAACAUUCUAACUAUCUUCCAAUUCUUUUCUUUUUAAUAUUAUCUUCAGUUUCUGCCACAGCUGAUCAAAAUGUUGGUCCUUCAAUUAAGACAGAUGCUGCAAGUUUACUCAUGUUCAAGAAAUUGAUUCAAAAAGAUCCAAAUCAAGUCCUGUCAGGAUGGAAGCUUGGUAGUAAUCCGUGUCUUUGGUUUGGAGUUUCGUGUUCUCGUGGACGAGUUACGCAGCUUGAUCUUACGGGGAAUAGUCUUUUCGGGUUUAUUUCUUUUAGUCCUUUGGCUAAUCUUGAUUUGUUGUCUUCUUUGAAAUUGUCUGAUAAUUCUUUUGUUGUAAAUUCUACUUCUUUGAUGAAUCUCCCGUUUUCACUUCAGCAUCUUGAAUUGUCUUCUGCUGUUCUUGUCGGUUUGGUUCCUGAGAAUUUGUUUUCCAGGAAUUCUAAUCUUGUUUAUGUUGAUUUUUCUCAUAAUAAUUUGACAGGAGCUUUACCUGAUAAUUUGGUUUCCAGUUCUGAUAAGUUGCAGGUUCUUGAUCUUUCUUAUAAUAAUUUUACAGGAUCGAUUUCCGGAUUUAAAAUCGAUCAGAACUCUUGUAAUUCUUUGUUGCAACUUGAUUUAUCAGGGAAUCAUUUAGAAUCUUUUAUUCCUCCUUCACUUUCAAAUUGUACAAAUCUUAAGUCUUUGAAUUUGUCAGCCAAUAUGUUUACAGGAGAAAUUCCGAGAUCUUUCGGUGAACUCAGAAAUUUGCAGAGAUUCGAUCUUUCUCGUAAUCAUUUGACAGGAUUGAUUCCUUCUGAAAUGGGGAAUUCUUGUGGUUCACUUCUUGAGGUUAAGCUUUCAUUUAACAACAUUUCAGGAGCUAUUCCUGUUUCUUUAAGUUCUUGUUCUUGGCUGCAAGUUCUUGAUUUAUCCAACAAUAAAUUAACAGGUUCUUUUCCUGAUUCUAUCUUGAAAAAUCUUACUUCAUUGGAGAAACUAUUGUUGAGUUAUAAUCUGAUUUCUGGAUCAUUUCCGAGUUCGAUUUCCUACUGUAAGAAUUUAAAAGUUGUGGAUCUAAGUUCCAAUAGAUUUUCUGGUAUAAUCCCAGGAGAUAUAUGUCCUGGGGCUGCUUCUCUUGAGGAGCUGAGGAUGCCGGAUAAUAACAUAACCGGAGAAAUUCCCGCUGAGUUAUCGCAAUGUUCGAAGCUGAAAUCGCUUGAUUUUAGUAUAAACUACCUUUCAGGUCCAAUCCCGGCUGAGCUAGGAAAGCUUGAGAAUCUUGAGCAGCUUAUAGCUUGGUAUAAUGGCCUCGAGGGUAAAAUUCCAUCAGAAUUGGGAAAUUGCAAGAACCUGAAGGAUCUUAUUUUGAAUAACAAUCACCUUACUGGUGAACUUCCAGUUGAAUUGUUCAGUUGCAGCAAUCUUGAAUGGAUAUCUCUGACAAGCAAUGAGAUUUCAGGAAAAGUUCCGCUUGAAUUCAGCCUUUUGUCGAGAUUAGCUGUUCUGCAGCUUGGGAACAACAGCUUGAGUGGAGAGAUACCGACGGAGCUUGGAAACUGCAGCAGUUUGGUUUGGUUAGACUUGGGCAGCAAUAGACUAACAGGCGAAAUCCCGGCUCGACUUGGCAGGCAGCUCGGAGGAAAAGCAUUGGGCGGAAUACCAAUUCCAUCAGGAAAUACUUUGGUGUUUGUGAGAAAUGUUGGUAAUUCCUGUCAAGGUGUUGGAGGGUUGCUGGAAUUUGCAGGUAUCAGAUCAGAGAGAUUGUUACAGUUUCCGACAUUGAAGACCUGCGAUUUCACAAGAUUGUAUACCGGACCGGUCCUGAGCCUUUUUACUCAAUAUCAGACAUUGGAGUAUCUGGAUCUUUCAUAUAAUGAGCUUCGAGGAAAGAUUCCCGACGAAAUGGGAGAAAUGAUGGCUUUACAAGUUCUUGUCAUAUCAAAUAAUCAACUAUCCGGCGAAAUUCCUGCAUCACUCGGUCAACUCAGGAAUUUGGGAGUGUUCGACGCGUCUCAUAACAGAUUACAGGGAGAAAUCCCCGAUUCGUUCUCGAGUUUAUCGUUCUUGGUUCAAAUUGAUUUGUCUUAUAAUGAGUUAACAGGAGAAAUCCCUCAGAGAGGCCAACUCAGUACACUUCCAGCAACCCAGUAUGCACAUAAUCCUGGACUUUGCGGUGUUCCAUUGUCGGACUGCCACGGCAGGAGCGGUCAAGGAACAACGAGUCCAAUCGCUUACAGAGACGACGGAAGGGGAAGAACUGCAGCUUCAUCAUGGACUAAUAGCAUUGUUUUAGGGAUUCUCAUUUCUGUUGCUUCUCUAUGCAUUUUGAUUGUAUGGGCUAUAGCAAUGCGUAUCAGGCAUAAGGAAGCAGUACAGGUCAAAAUGCUGAACAGCCUGCAGGCCUCUCUGGCCGCGACGACAUGGAAAAUCGACAAAGAGAAGGAGCCGUUGAGUAUCAAUGUAGCUACAUUUCAACGACAGCUCCGAAAACUCAAAUUCUCACAGCUAAUCGAAGCUACAAACGGGUUCUCCGCAGAAAGCCUCAUUGGUUCUGGCGGAUUCGGAGAAGUAUUCAAGGCUACGUUAAAAGAUGGAUCAAGCGUUGCAAUCAAGAAGCUGAUACGGUUAAGCUGCCAGGGAGACCGUGAAUUCAUGGCGGAAAUGGAAACAUUAGGAAAGAUAAAGCAUAGAAACCUAGUUCCGUUACUCGGAUACUGCAAAAUCGGCGAAGAAAGACUACUAGUGUACGAAUUCAUGGAAUACGGAAGCCUCGAAGAAAUGCUCCACGGAAGAACAAAAACCCGAAUCCUGACAUGGGAAGAACGGAAAAAGAUCGCGAGAGGAGCCGCGAAAGGACUCUGUUUCCUACACCACAAUUGCAUACCACACAUCAUCCACAGAGACAUGAAGUCCAGCAAUGUUCUGUUAGACAACGAAAUGGAAGCUCGAGUCUCCGAUUUCGGAAUGGCACGACUAAUAAGUGCACUCGACACGCAUCUCAGCGUAAGCACACUAGCCGGAACACCCGGUUAUGUCCCGCCAGAGUAUUACCAAAGCUUCAGGUGCACGGCAAAAGGCGAUGUCUACUCAUUCGGAGUAGUACUACUAGAAAUCCUGACAGGAAAACGACCAACCGAUAAGGACGAUUUCGGGGACACAAAUUUAGUCGGAUGGGUUAAAAUGAAAGUUAGAGAAGGGAAACAAAUGGAAGUUAUAGAUCAAGAAAUGCUAUCUUUUACUAAAGGAAAUGAUGAUCUUGAAGGUGAAGCUGAAGAAGUUAAAGAAAUGGUUAAGUAUUUGGAAAUAUCAUUGCAAUGUGUUGAUGAUUUUCCUUCAAAGAGGCUAAAUAUGUUACAAGUUGUGGCCAUGUUGAGAGAGUUGAUGCCUGGAUCAGGAAAUGGAAGCAGUAACAGUGGUUAAUCAAGAUUAGAUUAUUAAGGAUUUUCAAGAUUUUGUGAAAAGGAUUUUAAUUUUUAUGAGUUCUUCUGUAUGUAUUUUGCAAAUGUUUUUAAUUUUUUUGGUUUUGUUGACUAGUUUCUAACAGUAAAUCAUGAGCAUGUUUUAGCUUUA